AUGAGUUUUAUUCAAAGUGUCGAAAGUCUCAGCGAGAGUGUGCAAACAGCAUCGGGUCAGAGCACGUCUUCUCCGAAAGUACCUUCGAAAGGCUCUCAACAAUUUUCCGAUCUACCACCCCUUCCGGACCAUCCCCCGUCGUCAAUUGAUAUUUACGGACUCUCUUUCGGUACGGUAUGCGGUAUUUGCGCUGGGGUUUUCGUCAAGAAGGGAGCAAAGGCCCUUGCGUUCGCGUUUGGAGGUGUCUUUGUCCUACUCCAGUACCUCGGCUCUCUGUCUGUCAUCAAGGUCGAUUGGGGACGCAUGUCCACUAGGUUUGAGAACUUGCUUUAUAGAGCGGAGGGGAGCGGAGGGAAGCGACCACCAACCGUUCUCUCGCUGUGGAGAUGGCUAGUCGAUUUUUUGACUGCGGACUUCCAGCAACGGGCCUCAUUUCUGGCAGGUUUGGCCCUCGGGAUUAGGCUGGGUUAA
Heterobasidion irregulare TC 32-1 is the source of this 471-nucleotide messenger RNA. RefSeq lists its product as uncharacterized. NCBI's taxonomy places the organism in Eukaryota, Fungi, Basidiomycota, Agaricomycetes, Russulales, Bondarzewiaceae. Bases 1 to 471 code for a protein of 156 amino acids. Gene Ontology annotation, cellular component: mitochondrial outer membrane. The record is from RefSeq and is a predicted model, not a curated record. The transcript has 2 exons. Gene Ontology annotation, biological process: autophagy of mitochondrion.